AUGAAAUACAAAAAGUCCGAAUGGAUUACGUUUUUAUCACAAAUCAAAUGGUCGGCCACUUUGGCAAUGACUUUACUUCAUUGCGGAGCACUAUAUGGCGCAUACCUGUCCAUUAAAACCGGAAAAUGGCAAACACUUGUUUUUGGAUACAUCCUAGCCGUGUGCUCAGGGAUCGGCACAUUGAUGGGAGCGCACCGAUACUAUUCACACCGGAGUUUCAAAGCCAAGUUGCCGUUAAGACUGAUUCUGUGUUUCCUGCAGACCCUGACGGGUCAAAAAAGUAUAGUAAACUGGGCGAGGGAGCACCGGACACAUCACCAGUUCACCGGUACUGACGCCGAUUGCGCUAACAUUAAUCGCGGCUUUUUCUUCGCACACAUGGGAUGGCUAAUGACGGACACACAUCCCGAGUGCCAGAGACGGAUGGAUGAGUGCAAUGUCGACGACCUCUGGGCCGACCCUAUCGUUAGGUUUCAAUACAAACACUACGGUCUCCUCUAUACACUCGUCAACAUUAUAAUGCCGACACUAUUGCCCUCAUAUUUAUUUGGAGAAUCACUCAUUAAUUGCUUUUUUGGCACUUUUAUGUUCCGAUAUGUAUAUACACUUCACGUCUCGUUUUGUGGCAAUUCUGUGGCCCACAUCUGGGGCUCUAAGCCCUACGAUAAGACAAUAACUGCCACUCAUAACGAGUCGGUUAUUUACGCCACUUUAGGCGGCGCUUAUCAUAAUUAUCAUCACGUCUUUCCAUUUGACUACAGCGCCAGUGAAUUGGGCUGUAAAUCUAAUUUCAAUUUCAUGACAGCCCUCAUUGACUUCUUUGCAUACAUCGGUUGGGCGUACGAUCUGAGGAGAGCACCGGUAGAUAUGAUUGUUAAGCGAAAAGAAAGAACUGGAGAUCAA
Oppiella nova is the source of this 903-nucleotide messenger RNA. Lineage: Eukaryota; Metazoa; Arthropoda; Arachnida; Sarcoptiformes; Oppiidae. The record is from the annotation of a GenBank genome assembly.